Labeo rohita (rohu) is the source of this 4663-nucleotide messenger RNA. It is a transcript of the gene fam78ba, whose product is annotated as family with sequence similarity 78 member Ba. The record is from RefSeq and is a predicted model, not a curated record. The transcript is spliced from 2 exons. Bases 889 to 1746 code for a protein of 285 amino acids. NCBI's taxonomy places the organism in Eukaryota, Metazoa, Chordata, Actinopteri, Cypriniformes, Cyprinidae.
CUCAAUGCAACUGAACAGCGACCAUAUAAGCACAUGUCCGCGUUAAGAUGCUCUGCUGUUUUUCAUUGGAGGAAUAUAUUUAAAAAUCACUCCGCUAUAUAAUGUUGCAGGGGGAUUGCAUGCGCUGUGUUUAUUAUUAUUAUUUCUAUCACCAUCUUUGUGUUCUCCAAAGAUCUGCACAGGGUGUCUUCGCUAUGGAUGUAAGGGAUGGAAACACACAAAGGAAGAACACAAAAUUAGUCCAGUGAUGCCCACGACAGGCACUGCGUUUUUAAACGUAGCACAGCUGAGCCAAGUUUGCAUUGUAAAUCAGAUGCACUGAAUCCCUGCUUGGCCGGAUCCGUGUGUGUGUGUCGCUUCCCCCUCUUCAAAAGGAGCCGCAUCAACAAAAUGUUGGGUAGGUCGUUCACCUGGAGGAAAUAUAACCAACGUACAGUCUCUAUGCAGCACCGGCUCCCUCUUCAGCACUGACAUGCCCGCGCCCAGCAGAAAAACCAGGAUCAAAGGGCUCAGAGCUACAGCCGGACGCGUGAAUUGGAAGGAGGACGGCGAACAGGCGCACACCGGGUGUCCGAAUCGGUGGAGGCCGGAUCACAUCUGCUGGGGACGAGCAUCAAGGGCAGUGCGGCACUCCAGCGCUUCAGGAGCAGGCGACACGGAUCAGCCACACACCCUCAGUUCCACAAGACCGCCGUGUUCCCGUUACACUUCUUCAUCUGUCUCAAAGAUGCGCUAGAACAACACCCGGGCGCUCUGAAAUGCAUCAAAACAUGUUUUUAUAGCAGACAUGCUUUUUAGCGCUUUCACCCAGAGGAUUUAUCGAGAACACACUGAGUUGGAAAUGAAGACGAGGAUCUGUCAGCGUUUCAAGGGAUGUAAAAAGUGCCAAUGAAUAUAUUGCUUAAAUACAUCCUCCUUUUUCCGUCAUUGGCCACAUUGACACCCCUAAUAAGCAGGACCAUGGGUUGCAUUCAGAGCAUCGCCUGCAAGCCCCGCAUCCGCCGGGAGAACAUAGUGGUCUAUGAGGUCUCAGCCUCCAUUGACCAAUGCCCGACCAUCAUUGAGGAGAAUUCGCCCAUUGUCCUGCGAUACAAGACCCCGUACUUCAGAGCAUCGGCCGGGAUCGUGAUGCCCCCGGUUCCCAGAAACGAAACGUGGACUGUGGGAUGGAUUCAGGCGUGCACCCAAAUGGAGUUCUUCAACACAUAUGGUGAUAUUGGCAUGUCCAGCUGGGAAUUACCUGAGCUUCGAGAAGGACGGGUGAAGGCCAUAAGCGAUUCCGACGGCGUCAGUUAUCCCUGGUACGGUAACACCACCGAAACAGUGACCCUCUCAGGCCCCACAUCCAAGCCGUCCCGGCUAACGGUGAGCAUGAAUGACAACUUCUACCCCAGCGUGACAUGGGCGGUGCCUAUCAGCAACAGCAACACGCCCAUGCUCACGCACAUCACCCGAGACCAGAGCUUCAUCACCUGGCUGGUGGCGCUAAACGCAGACACCAAAGAGCGUAUCGUUCUGCAGACGGUGCGCUGGCGUAUGCGGGUGGACAUUGAGGUGGAUCCUUCCAUGCCGCUUGGCUCUCGUGCCAAGCUGAUGGGACGACCGCAUCAGGAACAGCCACACAUUCUCAGCAACAAUGAGCCCAUCCCGCCCAACGCGCUGGGCAGGCCCAAUGCCAACGAUGCCCAGGUGCUAAUGUGGAGGCCUAGGAGAGGACAACCUCUGGUGGUGAUACCGCCCAAAUAGGGGUGUCUUAACAGUGCCUAUGGGACAUUGAAGACUGCAUGCACUGUUUGGAUACUGGAUUGCCCUGUGGAUUCCCAGUUUUGUUGGGUUUCUCAAUUGCUCAGAACUGGACUGUUGAGAAGAGAUUCUCUGAAGUUUUACUACCUUUGAAGUACUUGGUCGGGUAUCAAAUGACCAGGAGUGACUAGUACUAAAUGUACCGGUUGGAGUAACCCCCCCUAAAUUUAAGGAACAGCUCACUGAAAAAUGAAAACAUACUAACCUUAAUGUUGUUCCAAACUUGUAACAUUGUCUUCCUUCUGCAGAAAACAAAAGAAGAUAUUUUGAAGAAUGUUUCAGCUGUUUUUGUCCAAUGAAACCAAUAGGAUCCAAACAUUUUAAAUCUUAAAAAAAAAGUCUUAAAUUUAGCAUAAUUUACUUACUCCCAUGUCAUCCAAGAUGUUCAUGUCUUUCUUUCUUCAGUCGAAAUAAUAAGGCUUUUGAGGAAAACAUUCCAGUAUUUUUUUCCAUUUAGUGCACUGCAUUUGGGUUAAAGGUUCAAUUGUAGUUUCAAUGCAGUUUUAAAGAACUCUACACGAUUCAGCUGAGGAAUAAGGUCUUAUCUAGCAAAAUGAUGAGGCGUUUUCUUAAAAAAAUUAUAUUUAUACUCUUUUAACCUCAGAUGCUCAAUGGAAAGGACACGCGUGACGUAGGUGGCAGUAUCGACCCAGUGUUUACAAAGCGAACAUGCAAAAAAAGUAUAACACUCUUUACAAAAAAGGUAAAAUAACGAUGUUGGACGAUUUUGAACUUAGAGGAGAAAAUGAGAUGGAGUUUUUCACUCUACCCUACCUUUUUGAACUGGAGUACACAGACUAAGAACUAACCACACGUGACCUUUCCAACAUGAUUAUGUGAUAUGUGAAGACACAGAGAUUAAAAGUGUCUGUGUGUAUAUAUAUAUAUAUAUAUAUCAGAGGUUGCGCUAGACUUCAACAGACAGGGUCGUAAAAAUUCCGUCAUAAUCUAUUAUUACCAAUAAUUUUAAUUUUCAUAUUUUAAUUAGAAUAACACAUUUAAUUGCUUUUAUUUUUGUUUACAUUUUCGUUUUAAAUCAUGAACCUACAGGACGACAUUGCAGUGUUUAAAAACAACAAAAUACACUAGGGCUGGGUUUAAAAGAUUUCUCGUUUAUACAAUAAUACAUUCUCAUUUAAUUGAACCAAUAUCGAUUCUUAAACCACAUUCGAUCUCUUGGUCUGUGCUGUUUUUAGUUGAUAAAUGAACAGUACAGUGCGUCUUCCUUCCAAUAGGCUAGGCUUUGUGUUACUUUUGAUAUGAAACAAAGUCCCAGAUUUCAAAUUCUGUCAAUUUCCUUAGGAAAUUCAAGCAAUAAAUACCAUCUUGGCGCUCUUUAAUGUGGCGUGAUAGAUUGUUGUAGCUUCUGUGUACUCGCCUGUUCGCAAUCAAACGCAUAGGAAAAAAAUUCGUUUUUGUUCUGUAUACCGUGCUCUGCUGACUGGAGCACACUCUCCACCAACUGGACAGGAGUGGGAAUUACAGCUACAAUUUACAAUAGAUCACCCUCAGUACAAUCCGUCCAAAAUGACGGACGGCCUUCAGAUUUUUCCGUCACUGAUACAAAAUUUCUGUCAAUGACGAAGAAUGUUCGGUUAACGCGACCUCUGAUAUAUAUAGUGUUAAAGCUGCUAUAUAUAUACAUAUAUAUAUAUAUUUAUAAGAAAAUGACCAAUCAUUUUGUUAGAUAAGAUCCUCCAGCCUUGCUUGGCUGGGAUCAUGUACAGCCCUUUAACUAAAACUACCAAAGCAGCCAUUUUGACCAUUUUUAAAUUUUGCAAUGCAAUAACUUUGUAGAAAUAAAACCCACAUAACUAUAAUUCCUGGACUUUUUUUUAAAAUAUGUGCAUAUUUCAUACUAACAUUGUUAUUUUAUUAAAAUUACGAAAUACAAAAGAGUUUUUAGUAUUUCUACCUUGAAUGGCCAAAGCAGUCAAAUUGACCCCUCGCAUUACAGACGGUGCAUAAUUUCAACUUUUGAGACUUUUUCCCUGUUGCCUAGCAAAUUUUGUUUUAGUUGUUUUCAUAUUCUAUUGCUAAGCUAAAAUUCCUGUUAGUAAAAAAAAAAACAUCGACAGAACAGUAUUUUAAAACACCAACAGAAGCUUCUAAUGUAAAUAUGACAUGGCAAUCAGUUCAGUCUAGUAUGAACGGUCAGAAUAACUGCUGUGGCCAUUCUAGGAGUUAUAGAAUUCUGGUAGUUCUAGUGUUAAAGCUACAUUGAAACUGCAGUUCGAACCUUCAACUCACUGGCCACCAUUGAAGUCCAUUGUAUGGAGAAAAAUCCUGGAAUGUUUUCCUCAAAAGCCUUAAUUUCUUUUCGACUGAAGAAAUAAAGACAUUAACAUUUUGGAUGACAAGGGGAAGAAAAUUAUCAGGAAACUUCUUUAAUCAAUGCAACUUCACUGGUAUAUUUCAAGUCCCUUUUCAAGUCACUUUGAAUGAAAUUUAAGACUUGAUUCACAUAGACUACAUAAAGUAUGGCGAAUGUCUACUAAAGUCAAACCUCACUGGUUCUUGUCACAACAUUCUUCAAAAUAUCUUCAUUUUUGUUUCAUAGAAGAAAGACAGUCAAACAGAUUUGGAACAACAUGAGGGUGAGUAAAAGACAGAAUUGUAAUUUUUUAGUGAACUAUUUCUUUUGGAAAACCCUUAGUGGUAAUAUCUUUACAACUAUUACUAAGAGUCUUACAUUUAGUUUUUCUUUGUUUCUGCAACAAGGCCCUAAUCUUUCAGGAUGGAUGCUUAUAAUGCAUGACACAGAUUGAAUGUUUGGUCCCAUACAACACAAAGUGGCAUCAAAAGAACCAAGAGAGGUCACCGCAGGUCCAGCAGGAAAUUUACACUUUUGCUUUGUAGG